CGCCGUCCUGCUCAGAGAGCGAGCGCCGUCCUGCUCAGAGAGCGAGCUCCAUCCUGCUCAGAGAGCGAGCUCCGUCCUGCUCAGAGAGCGAGCGCCGUCCUGCUCAGAGAUCGAGCUCCGUCCUGCUCAGAGAGGGAGCGCCGUCCUGCUCAGAGAGCGAGCUCCGUCCUGCUCAGAGAGCGAGCGCCGUCCUGCUCAGAGAGCGAGCGCCGUCCUGCUCAGAGAGCGAGCGCCGUCCUGCUCAGAGAGCGAGCUCCGUCCUGCUCAGAGAGGGAGCUCCGUCCUGCUCAGAGAGCGAGCGCCGUCCUGCUCAGAGAGCGAGCGCCGUCCUGCUCAGAGAGCAGGCGCCGUCCUGCUCAGAGAGGGAGCUCCGUCCUGCUCAGAGAGCGAGCGCCAUCCUGCUCAGAGAGGGAGCGCCGUCCUGCUCAGAGAGCGAGCUCCGUCCUGCUCAGAGAGCGAGCGCCGUCCUGCUCAGAGAGCGAGCGCCGUCCUGCUCAGAGAGGGAGCUCCGUCCUGCUCAGAGAGCGAGCGCCGUCCUGCUCAGAGAGCGAGCGCCGUCCUGCUCAGAGAGCGAGCGCCGUCCUGCUCAGAGAGGGAGCUCCGUCCUGCUCAGAGAGCGAGCGCCGUCCUGCUCAGAGAGCGAGCGCCGUCCUGCUCAGAGAGAGCUUAAAUACUCCCGAAGCGGCGCCGUCCUGCUCAAAGCGGCGCCCGUCCUGCUCAGAGAGGGCUCCGUCUGCUCAGAAAGCGGCGCCCGUCCUGCUCCAGAAGAGGCGAAACUCCGUCCUGCUCAGAAGCGGCGCCGUCCAUACUCUCAGAGAGGAGAAGCGCUGCGUCCUGCUCAGAAGGAGCUUCGUCCUGCUCCAGAAAGCGGCUCCCGUCCUGCUCAGAAGCGGCGCCGUCCUGCUCAGAAGGCGGCGCCGUCCUGCUCAGAAGGCGAGCUCGUCCUGCUCAGAGGGCUCCGUCCUGCUCGAAGCGGCGCCGUCCUGCUCAGAAGCGGCGCCGUCCUGCUCGAAGAGCGAGCUCCGUCCUGCUCAGAGAGCGAGCGCCGUCCUGCUCAGAGAGCGAGCGCCGUCCUGCUCAGAGAGCGAGCGCCGUCCUGCUCAGAGAGCGAGCUCCGUCCUGCUCAGAGAGGGAGCUCCGUCCUGCUCAGAGAGCGAGCGCCGUCCUGCUCAGAGAGCGAGCGCCGUCCUGCUCAGAGAGGGAGCUCCGUCCUGCUCAGAGAGCGAGCGCCGUCCUGCUCAGAGAGGGAGCUCCGUCCUGCUCAGAGAGCGAGCGCCGUCCUGCUCAGAGAGCGAGCUCCGUCCUGCUCAGAGAGCGAGCGCCGUCAUGCUCAGAGAGGGAGCGCC
Pelobates cultripes (western spadefoot toad) is the source of this 1346-nucleotide messenger RNA. The record is from the annotation of a GenBank genome assembly. NCBI's taxonomy places the organism in Eukaryota, Metazoa, Chordata, Amphibia, Anura, Pelobatidae.